AUGUGGUUCAUAUCAUCACCGAUUCAUCGAUGGCUUAGGGAUUCCACAGCCAAGUUAGCUCCAAUCUAUCAGUACAUUCUUAGGAUUUGUAAGUUGUUAUUUGAGUGAUUUACUGCAGUCCUUUCAGUUUUGUACCUUGCCUCAAUACUGUUUGUUAUUUAUUUGAUUUACUUCUUCACAACUCGGUCAAUCAAUAUGCGGAUGUUCGAGGCAUCUUUGGACAUGGAUGAUUUUCGAUUAGAACUCUCCAGUUAUUGGACCAACUACAGAAUGAUGAGGCCGAAGCCCGGAACAUGUGACAAUACCACUCUCUUUGUGGCAAUCAUGACCACAAGUAAUAUAAAGUCAUAUAGACAGCGAAUGGCGAUUAGGAAAUACACGUUGGAUAGAGUAGGUUUAUUCUUUUCAUCUAAUUCAACACAUUUAUCCACGUCAUAAGACUACAGAUCUUGUUUUAGGUGAAAGGCCAUGGAGUUGUUGCCAAAUUCUUCUUGGGACACCAACCUGGCUUCAGAUAUGAUCUGGUCAAGGAGGAAAUCGAGAAGUACGAUGAUAUGGUCUACUUCGAUUCCGAUGACAAUUACCGAAAUAACUUUGUUAAAUGGUAUGCUAUGUACCAGUAUCAUCAAAGAUAUUGUCCUCAUGCCAAAUACUUUAUCAAAAUUGACGAUGAUACUGCGGUUGAUUGGAAAAGAGUGAUCAAAUGGACCGAAAGAAACUUUGAUGGUGUUGUGGAAGGGAAAUCCGAUUACUUGGUACGGCAAAUAAAGGAAAUACAAAUGUUAUAGGUAUGCCAACGAUUCAUUGGGAUGCGUCCAGUCCGAAACAAGGAGCAUAUAAAAUGGUACAUCUCCCCGAAAGAGUAUUCUCAUCGCUUUUGGCCUACCUAUUGCUAUGGAUAUGUUGUUUUGAUGCCGAAUUCUACUGUAGCCAAGCUAUCCGAGGCCUCCAAAGGGAUGCCACUGAUUCACAUGGACGAUGUCUUAUAUACCGGACUUGCCGCUAGAGCUGCUAAAGUCCCAGUCUACGAUUUUGAGGGAUUCCGAGAAGGAGUAAGUCGGAAAAAUGCAUCAUUAUUACACAACGUUUCAAGAAAUGUUGUAAAAACUUUUUGCGAAUAUCUCUGGAUCCUUGCAGCAAAAAUUCGAGGAAGUGCGUUUUUUGAACAUAAGGAUGGUGACAUACGCAUCAAAUCGAGUGUCGUGGCCAGAAACCGCGGUUUCUUGUCUGUUAGGCCUCUAGACAAAAAAUGCGAAAUGCUUGUCUGUUGAGCAGGGAAAAAAAUCUCCACAAGGAGAGAGCAGAAAUUUGCGCAAUAUUGCGCAACGUUACGCAAUUUGAGACAUGAAUUACACAUUUCUUGUCUAGACGCCUAACAGACAAGAAAUCGUGGUUUCUGGCCAUGACACCCAAUUUGAUGCGUAUGUCACCAUCCUUAUAUGCAAAAGAUUUCUUCCGAGGCAUUUGACCGUGUUUUUUUAAAAUUAUUCUUGCGACAAAACCCAAACACUAACAAGGUGAAAUUAGGUUUGCCACAUCUCGUAAGAUGUAAUCUGUUAGUUUCGGUAGCUUGGCGGAUGGAUUUGCGAAGGCCCGGCGGAGACUUCCUCAGCGGUGUUGGCCGUUUUGCGGGCUUGCUUUUUGCGAACCGAAUCGGAAAAAAGCUGAGGGAUUAUUUGGUAGUCACCUCACAUUAUAAUUUGCCCAGUCUUGAUUUUUCUUUUCUCUUGUUUAAAGGCUGGUGGAGGUAGUCUUGAAGGUUUGAGGAGUGUAAAAAAUACGGGAAUGGGACAAAAGGGCUGUCAAGCCUAACCUUUCAUCAAAGACGACAGAUUUUUUUAGGCCCGAUUGACUCCAUUUGCUAGCAAGGGAAAGGCGGAGAAAUCAAUGCAAGAUAAACCAAAGAUAUUCGCAAACACUCCUUGGAAUAUUACUUGAAACACCCUGUACUAUGCAUUUUUAUGUAACUUUUAUCUCUUUCAGAUCCAUCCGAGAUAUCCUUGCACCGAAGAUGGAGUACCUUAUCCAACGGCCAUUCAUCUUCAGAAAACACCCAAAGCAAUGGCCAGAACGAUGGAUAAAUUGACAUCUUUAGAUUGCGAAAACGACGAUGUUUUUGCCCCAUAA
Molecule: messenger RNA, 2127 nt
Organism: Bursaphelenchus xylophilus (pine wood nematode)
Lineage: Eukaryota; Metazoa; Nematoda; Chromadorea; Rhabditida; Aphelenchoididae
Source: the annotation of a GenBank genome assembly